AUACUAAAAAUUCUCGCCAAACUACUCACCUCUCUCCCCGGCUCAAGAUAGCACACUGGCACUUUAUAAAAUCAUCACUCCGCUGCUUUAUUCACUCUUAUCCUUCAAAACUUCGAUCGGAUCAAGCUCCAUUUUGCAGCUCGAGGGGGGAAAAUGGGGAAAUUGUCGAACAAAAUUACGGCAAUCGCGGCCGGAGAAGCGCAUACCCUAGCUCUAACGGGGGACGGGAGCGUGUUUUCAUGGGGAAGAGGGACUUUUGGGCGUCUUGGGACUGGAAGAGAAGAGGACGAGCUCUGUCCAGUUCCUGUAGAGUUUGGCGAUGCUUCUUCUUCGUCUUCUUCGAUGAAUGGAUCGAGACCGAAGUUCGUCGGGAUUGCUGCUGGCUCUUAUCAUAGUCUCGCGCUGCAAGAUGAUGGAUCCGUUUGGUCAUGGGGCUACAACAUUUAUGGCCAGCUGGGUCAUGGUGAGGAUAACACCUCAAUUCCUACUUUGGUAGAGCGCUUCCAGGAGUUGGGUUCUCCUGACUCUUUUUCUGAGGAUAUAGAUGCAAAUCGUGAAAAGACGCCUUUAAAGGUUUGUUCUAUCAAGGCAGGGGGGAUGAUGUCGCUCGCAAUAGACAGUCUUGGGGCUCUAUGGAUCUGGGGUAACUGCCCUCAACCAAGCAAGACCAAUAAUACAAAAUUCUCUCUUGUAAGCAGUCAGUCUCCUAUUCCAGUAUGGGAUUUCCACGGGUACACUGUUGUCAAAGUUGCUUGUGGAAACGAGCAUGUGGUUGCUGCAGUUAGUGCUGGGGAAAUGUACACUGGUGGUGAUCUCGUCUGCUACUCUUGGGGCAAUAACAGCCACGGCCAACUCGGCUUAGGCGAUAAAAAAGACCGCCCAAGGCCACAAGUCAUUCCAUCCUUCAACCAGGACACUCCUUGGGCUGUCUAUGAAAUCUCUUGUGGAGCUUUUCAUACUGCUGUUCUCACUCAAGACAAAUCAUAUGAGCAGGAUAUUGAUUCUAAGUGCUGGACAUUUGGCCUUGGUGAUAAUGGCCAGCUUGGUCAUGGGAAUACAGCCAGUUAUUUUUUGCCUGAACCAGUAGGAUUACCUCAGGAUGCCAUUCUUAUUUCAGUCGAUUGUGGCUUGUUUCAUACGUCGGUAGUUUCAAUUACUGGAGAGGUUUGGUCUUGGGGCAUGGAGAAGGGUCUCGGUUUAUGCCCAGAUGCUAGUUUUAGUGCACAUGAUGCUGGUGAUGCACUGCUUCCUUUGAGAAUUCAUUGCACUGAGGCAAUAGGAGGGAAAUUUGCUGGUCCAGUUCAAGUUGGAUGUGGAGCUGCUCACACUAUUCUUGUUGCUGAUGAUGGUUAUAAGAUUUGGGCCUGGGGUAGAGGCAGGAGUGGUGUACUUGGAAGAGGGCAGGUUAUGGACAGUUUCGUUCCUUGUAUUGCAAUGUGGCCACCUCUCAACGAGGAUUUUAAAGACGAAGGUAUAAAAACAAGCUAUGAAGUGAAGGAUCGAGGAAAUGAAAUGGGAAAAACAGUUGAAAUUGACGAAGUACAGCAUUUAAGAGAGAAGCUUAAUGUUAUGGAGCAAUAUGCAACGGUAUUGCAUAUAUCGAUCUUUAGGAAACCUUUCGAUGAAAGAAAGCUCCCCAAGUCAUUGGAUUCGGGUGUGUUUGAUAUUAUGAGGGAGUUAGAGAAUAUGAUGGAGUCUGCAGAUACUGAGGAGCUUGCUAGACUGGAGAUGUUCUACAGGAGUAUGCUUUCUAGUGUGAAGGAUAAGUUGAUGAGGAGAAGGGUUCAGGAGAUGGUGAAGGAUUGCCUUGUGUCUUUAUCUAGAGGGAGGCAAGGUUACUGAGAUUGGAAUAUUGGGGGUGUUUAUGAUAGAUUGGUGACAUGUGAGCAGGGGUAGAGGAAGUAUAGCAAUAAUUUAUGAAGUAUAGGUUCUCGUAAUUUGUAAUGCACAUUUGUUUGUAUUUGUUGUAUUAGAGUAAAAUAUUUAGUUGUAAACUUGGGAUUGUUGUAAUGUGAAAUAUAUAUAAUUGAUAUGAAAUAAAAUUUGUAAUGUGAAAUAUACAA
Messenger RNA from Asparagus officinalis (garden asparagus), 2063 nucleotides. RefSeq names its product ultraviolet-B receptor UVR8. Lineage: Eukaryota; Viridiplantae; Streptophyta; Magnoliopsida; Asparagales; Asparagaceae. The transcript has 5 exons. The coding region runs from base 154 to 1842 and encodes 562 amino acids. The record is from RefSeq and is a predicted model, not a curated record.